Molecule: messenger RNA, 1101 nt
Organism: Cryptococcus wingfieldii CBS 7118
Lineage: Eukaryota; Fungi; Basidiomycota; Tremellomycetes; Tremellales; Cryptococcaceae
Product: mRNA export factor
Exons: 8
Coding region: 1-1101 (366 amino acids)
Biological process (GO): transcription-dependent tethering of RNA polymerase II gene DNA at nuclear periphery; RNA export from nucleus
Cellular component (GO): nuclear pore
Molecular function (GO): RNA binding; ubiquitin binding
Source: RefSeq, a predicted model, not a curated record
AUGAUCUCCUCCUUCCGCCCCGCCUCAAAAGACAUUGAGCUCGCCAACCCUCCCACAGACUCCAUCUCCGCCCUCGAGUUUUCCCCCACAGCAGACAUUCUCGCCGUCGCGAGCUGGGACAACAAUGUGCGGUUAUACGAUGUCAAUUCUCAAGGCCAAAGUCAAGGAAAGGCCAUGUACUCUCAUCAAGGUCCCGUCCUCGACCUCUGCUGGUCAACAGACGGUCAAUACCUCUUCUCGGCUGGUUGCGACAACUCAGCACAAAUGUACAAUGUCGCUACUGGUCAGGCUCAACAAGUAGCUCAGCAUGAUGCGCCGAUAAAGUGUAUACAGUUUGCCGAAGUCCCCGGAAGUGGGCAAGUUCUGAUCACGGCGGGGUGGGAUAAAAAGUUGAAGUACUGGGAUCUGAGAUCGCCCAACCCUAUUGCCACGCUCGACCUCUCUGACCGUGCCUACUCUAUGGAUGUUGCCCAACAGCUUCUGGUAGUCGCCACGGGCGACCGUCGUUUGCACGUCGUCAACCUUUCCAACCCCACUGCCAUCUUCAAGAGCAUCGAGUCACCACUGAAAUGGCAGACACGAGUGGUCAGCUGCUUCCCUACAGGAGACGCGUUUGCUGUCGGUUCCAUCGAAGGCCGAAUCGCCAUCCAGUACCCCGGUGAAGAUGACAAGCGCAACUACUCUUUCAAGUGCCACCGUUACGAUGUCCCCACUGGUACCAUGCCUCGCACCCCUGCCGUCACCGGCUCCCAGAACGUCUUUGCCAUCAACGCCAUCACCUUCCACAAAGUACAGGGCACAUUCUGUUCGGGCGGAUCAGAUGGCAGUCUGACUUUCUGGGAUGGUAUCUCCAGAACAAAGCUGAAGACCUUCUCUUGCAAAGAUUUGAACAAUGGAGAUACCGAUGUCCGCCCGCCGCGCUUUGGUACACCCAUCGUUGCCAGCGCCUUCAACCGCACCCAUGAGAUCGUUGCCUACGCUCUCUCGUAUGACUGGUCCAAGGGCCACAGUGGCGUACCUCCUUCCGGACAGACCGUCAACAAGGUGAUGCUGCACCCCGUCAAGCCUGAGGAGGUCAACAAGAAGCCCAAGAGGACGUAG